AAAAAAUUCAAAUCCAUUCAUUCUUCAUCCUCUUCAUUCACUCUUUUUUAUGUUCUUAACCACUCCUCUUCUCACCAACAAUCUCAAUCACAUUCUUCGAAGAUAAAAUGCUGGUAGCUCGAUCCCCAAUCUCCGGCCACAAGAUGCACCACCGCCCGAGCAGCGGCCGCAAACCGCUCCAGCCGAAGAACUCUCCGGCGACUCCUUCCGCCACAAACCUAAAACCAAAUCCAAAUCCAAAUCCAAAUCCAAAUCACGCAGCUGUUUUUUGGAGUGAAAUCGAUCAGAGUAACAAGGAGAAUAUCUACUCCACCCCUGUGAAAAAGGAGCGUAUCCAAUUUCAGAUCGAGUUUGACUCCUUCGAUGCUUCUCUCGCGGAGGAACUGAACGCAAUCCGGGAAAAGGUCGAGCGGCUGCGGAUCGAUAAGGAGAAGACCGAUAAGAUGCUGAGAGAGAGAGCGCUCCUGCUCGAUUCGCAGAUGAAGGAGAUCGUCGAUAGAGGGAUGCUGCAGAAGCAGCUCGAGAUUGAGGUCGAUCGCCUCUUCCGAUUGAAGGAGAUCAAGCUUUCCUGCAAGAGCGUAUCGCCGAUUCGAUCGUUGAGGCAGAAGGAGCAAGCGAAGAGGAUGAAUCAGCAGCAGGAUCAGUUCAAGGCAAGUGCAAUUUUGGGGGCCAAGAAUCAGUCUGAAGAAGUGAAAGAAGAAAGCAUGAUGAGUGAGAACUGAAGUGAUUUUGGAUACUAUUUUUCAUCGCCAUUUCUGUUUUUCCUCUGGAAAAUCAGAGGCAGAUUAUCAUUAUCAUUAGUAGUACAUAAUAGUAAUAUUUUAUUUGAGAAUGUUUUUGUUGUAAUGUUUCUGUUUUUUAUUUAAAAGAACUCUUUGAAUUAAGUAGUACAACAAUUACACAAUCUCAACAUUAUUAUUAAUUUGUACAAAAAUUGUACAGAAUUCAGUGUAACAGAUUUGGUUUCAAGAUAAAUGAGCAUGUAAUACUAAAGAAUUCAGUGUGAAUGAUAACUUUAA
Salvia splendens (bonfire salvia) is the source of this 1019-nucleotide messenger RNA. RefSeq names its product high mobility group B protein 6-like. The coding region runs from base 108 to 722 and encodes 204 amino acids. The transcript is spliced from 3 exons. The record is from RefSeq and is a predicted model, not a curated record. Lineage: Eukaryota; Viridiplantae; Streptophyta; Magnoliopsida; Lamiales; Lamiaceae.